Psilocybe cubensis is the source of this 1671-nucleotide messenger RNA. RefSeq lists its product as uncharacterized. Lineage: Eukaryota; Fungi; Basidiomycota; Agaricomycetes; Agaricales; Agrocybaceae. The coding region runs from base 1 to 1671 and encodes 556 amino acids. Gene Ontology annotation, molecular function: monooxygenase activity; iron ion binding; oxidoreductase activity, acting on paired donors, with incorporation or reduction of molecular oxygen. The record is from RefSeq and is a predicted model, not a curated record. The transcript is spliced from 17 exons.
AUGGUAUAUAAAGUACCGCCAAGGAUGUUCAAGCUAUUACUUGCUGCACAAACCGUCUGUAUCGUGCUAUUUAUACGUUUUUGCUUGAAACAGCUCCGUCGGAUUGUGGCAAAUGCAGGGCUCAACGUUGUUCCGGGACCCCCGUCGAAAUCGUUCUUCAAAGGUACUUUCAGGGAAGCCUUCAAUCCCAAUGCAUGGGAGUUUUAUUCAGAAAUGGAACAAUAUGGGACUGUAGUCAAGGUUAAGGCAUUGCUUGGCGAAAAUCAGCUUUUCAUAUUCGACCCCAAGGCCCUUACUCAAAUUCUCACCAAGGAUCAACACAUUUUUGAAGAAGGCACAGGAGUCAUCGAAGGGAGAAAGUUAAUGUUCGGAAAUGGGCUCCUGAGUACGAACGGCGAACACCACCGGAAGCAAAGAAAAAUGUUGAACCCUGUGUUUUCGAUAGCUCACAUGCGAGAUAUGGUUCCAAUCUUUUCUCUUGUGGUUAAUAGGCUUUGCAAUACUUUGAAAAGUAAAGUACAGAGUGGUCCGCAAGAGGUUGAUAUCAUGCAUUGGUUGACUCGAACAGCAAUGGAGCUACUGGGUCAGAGUGGCUUAGCUUAUUCUUUCGACCCUUUAACGGCAGACGGUAUACCGCAUCCAUUCACACAAGCCAUAAAGGAUCUUGGCCCUGCUUUGAUAAAGUUUCGGUUUUCUCGCACGUAUCUCCUGCCAACCAUUGUCCGGAUUGGAACUCCCAGAUUUCGCCGAUUCAUACUUGACAUCCUCCCACUGAAGGAUUUACACCGUUUUCGGGACAUUGUGGACUUGACCUACAGCACAUCCCUCGAAGUAUAUGAAUCCAAGAAGAAAGCCCUUUAUGCAGGGGACGAACUUGUUACAAAACAGAUAGGCCAAGGGAAGGACAUUCUUAGCAUACUCAUGAGAGCUAAUCUUAAUGCAUCAAACGAGGAUAAGCUACCAGAAGACGAGAUUAUAGGGCAGAUAGCAACUUUGAUUUUUGCUGGUACCGAUACCACUUCAGCAGGGUUGGCUAGAAUCUUGCAUCUGCUUUCUAUAAAUCAGGACGUACAAGAAAGACUUCGUCUUGAAUUAGCCGAGGCAAAAAUGGCCCAUGGGAAUGAUUUGUCUUACGACGUGCUCGUCGCGUUGCCUUACCUAGACGCCAUAUGCCGCGAGACGCUCAGGCUUUUCCCCCCUGUAACGCGCCUCCAAAGAACCACUCGGAAAGACGUUGUGCUCUCGCUGUCCAAGCCAAUUAAGGCAACGACUGGAGAAGAGUUAACAGAGCUCCUAGUCCCGGAAAACACUGAUAUAAUAAUCGGGAUUAUGGCUUGUAACCGCAACCCAGACCUGUGGGGCCCGGACGCAAAUGAAUGGAAACCAGAGCGUUGGCUGAAUCCGCUCCCAGAAACAGUCACUCAAGCUCAUCUACCCGGAAUAUACUCAAACCUAAUGACAUUUAUUGGUGGAGGGAGGUCAUGCAUUGGAUUCAAGUUCUCGCAGCUGGAAAUGAAAUCUGUGCUAUCAUCUUUAAUAACUUCAUUCAAAUUCACCCCUUCGGAAAAGGAGAUCAUCUGGAAAAUGACAGGAAUAGCCGCACCCACCAUCCAUGGAUCUAGUGACAAGGCAAAAUUGCCUCUCGUCAUGGAAAUGGUACAAACGCAGUAG